AUGGGUGAUGCGGUCAUCGAUCUCGAGUUCGACGACCCUGUCGUGCUCAAGCUCUUCCAGCAGAUCGUCUGCAACCAGGAGGUCGCCGACCGCUUCGUGGCGUUCUUCUCGCAACACAGGCACAAGUUCGUGGGCGCCUCCCUCGACGGCGAGCAGAAGCUCGAAUACACGGCCGUCUUCGACGAGUAUUCCGCGCUCUACGACGAGAUCUUGGGCGCUGCGCCCGCGCCCGCGCCUCGCGCCGCGUCGACGACGCGCCUCGCAGGCGACGUCGUCAAGGAGACCGGGUGCUCGACCGAGGAGAUCGCCGACCGCUGCCGCGGCGCGAUGGGCAAGAAGGGCGGCGCCGGAGCGCGGCGGCACGCGUUCUUCCUCAACGCGAUCCUCGCCGCGAGCAGCUACGAGCGAUUCCUGGACACCAUGCUCUUCGUGCCCGAGGACGAGGCCAAAGACGCCAAGGGCGAGUCCAAGGACGACUACGCGGACGCGAAGGACGUCCACGUCGCGGACGCGAAGGACGCGAAAUAA
Molecule: messenger RNA, 528 nt
Organism: Aureococcus anophagefferens
Lineage: Eukaryota; Pelagophyceae; Pelagomonadales; Pelagomonadaceae
Exons: 2
Coding region: 1-528 (175 amino acids)
Source: RefSeq, a predicted model, not a curated record